AUGAAAAAUCAUCUUGCUGGAACCCAUAUCCAAGUUAAGCCAUGUAGUCAAGUUCCCGAAGAUGUUAAAAUGAAAUUUCAAGAGUUGUUGGUAGCAAAGAAAGUUAAUAAGGAGAAUGAUGAUGAUGAUGAUAUGGUUGACAUUUUUAAACAGCAAGAUGUUAAUCCCAAUAAGGGUAAAAUUGAUAGUUUUCUUAGUAAGGGAAAAAAAGGAAGUGGUUCUAACUCUAAGCAAAGAACUUUAAAUGAAGUUGUGAAGGAUAGGGAAAAGUUAGUGGGAGAUUAUGGAAGGGGAUUGAAACCUCCUACUUAUCAUGAAGCAAGAGUUUCUUAUUUGAAGAGAGAGGUUGAUCUUGUGGAAGAAAAACUUGGAAAGUAUAAAAAUGAGUGGAAAAAGAAUGGUUGCACAUUAAUGUCAGAUGGGUGGACGGAUGGAAAGGGUAGAUCACUGACUAACUUUCUUGUCAAUAGUCCAAGUGGGACAGUUUUUUUGAAAUCUAUUGAUACCUCCGAAUUUAUAAAAAAUGCUCAAAAAAUGUUUGAGUUACUUGAUAGUGUUGUGGAGGAGAUAGGAGAAGAGCAUGUUGUACAAGUGGUAACUGACGGAGCAUCCAAUUAUGUAGCUGCCGGUAGAAUGUUAGAAGAGAAAAGGAGAAAGCUAUUUUGGUCUCCUUGUGCGGCUCAUUGUCUUGACUUGAUUCUUGAGGAUAUUGGAAAGAUUGCGGUAUUCUAUGACACCAUUGCAAAAGCCAAGCAGGUCACAAGUUUCAUUUAUAGGCAUACAUGGGUGCUUAAUUUAUAUAGAAAAUUUUCAAAGGAUAAAGAGCUAGCAAGACCGGCAGUAACAAGAUUUGCAACAUCUUUUCUCACAUUGAGUUGCAUUAUGGAUAGUAAACUAGCUCUUAGGUCCAUGUUUGCAUCAGAAGAAUGGGCAAAUAGUACACAUGCUACUACAAUUAAGGGGAAAAAAGUGGUGGAUAUUAUCUUGAGUGAUACAAGAUUUUGGAAAUCCAUCCAAUUUGCCUUGAAAUGUGUGGAUCCACUAGUGGAGGUUUUGAGGCUUGUAGAUGGUGAUGCGAAACCAGCAAUAGGAUACAUCUAUGAAGCCAUGAGAAGAGCAAAGAAUCAAAUUGCAAAGAAUUUCAACAAUGUGGAGCAUCGAUAUAGAGAAAUAUGGAAGAUAAUUGACACUCGUUGGGAUUUUCAACUUCAUAGGCCACUUCAUGCAGCGGCAUACUACCUUAAUCCUAAGUACCAUUAUGAUCCAAACUUCAAUCCGGACAAAGAAGUUAAAAUUGGAUUGUAUAAGGUAAUUGAGAAGAUGUAUCCGAAUGUGGAAACAAGAGUUGAAGUUGAUGCUCAACUUGACAAGUUUAAAAGAGGAGUAGGAUUAUUUGGAAUUGAUAUGGCCAUAAUAACAAGAAACAAAAAACAACCGGCUUUAUGGUGGGACAACUAUGGAGAAGAGUGCAAAGAGUUGCAAACACUUGCCAUAAAAGUCUUAAGCCUUACAUGUAGUGCCACGGGUUGUGAAAGAAAUUGGAGCACCUUUGAACAUGUGCAUUCUAAAAGAAGGAAUCGUUUGGAGCAGCAAAGAUUGAAUGCUCUUGUCUUUGUUAAAUAUAACCUUCAAUUAGAAAUGAGGCAAAAGCUUAGGGAGGAGAAAGGAGAGGCAUAUGAUCCAAUAUGUUUAUUGGACAUAGAAUCCGAUGACGAGUGGAUUAUGGAAAAAGAAGAUCCUUGCUUGCCGGAUGAUAAUUCAUGGAUGGAUGUUCAAGAAUGCUUCAACAUAGAUGAAGGUGCUCCUAGCAAUAAAAGAGCCAGAGGACCAAGGAACUUAAAUGCUAGCAACAAAAAAGCUAAAGAAAAAGUUGUUGAAGAGGAAGAUGUACUGCCCAUUUUGUGUGAUGAAGACGGAGAAAGUGAAGAGGAAGAUUUGUUGGCUAUUUUGCAUGAUAAUAAUAACACUAGUGAAGAAAGCAGUCUUAUGACGAUCAUCAGGAUGAAUUCCAAGUUUCCAAAAUCCAGCUUUGAGAUUAAAUUUGGAAAACAUCUUUGCAUUAUGGAGAUUUGCAAAGAGAAAUGGUCUGAAAGGCAGAUGAAAUUUAUCAUCACGUAG
Pistacia vera is the source of this 2118-nucleotide messenger RNA. RefSeq lists its product as uncharacterized. Lineage: Eukaryota; Viridiplantae; Streptophyta; Magnoliopsida; Sapindales; Anacardiaceae. Gene Ontology annotation, molecular function: protein dimerization activity. Bases 1 to 2118 code for a protein of 705 amino acids. The transcript has 6 exons. The record is from RefSeq and is a predicted model, not a curated record.